Messenger RNA from Siniperca chuatsi (mandarin fish), 2573 nucleotides. It is a transcript of the gene ddx27, whose product is annotated as DEAD (Asp-Glu-Ala-Asp) box polypeptide 27. Gene Ontology annotation, molecular function: ATP binding; nucleic acid binding; RNA helicase activity. Lineage: Eukaryota; Metazoa; Chordata; Actinopteri; Centrarchiformes; Sinipercidae. Bases 161 to 2467 code for a protein of 768 amino acids. The record is from RefSeq and is a predicted model, not a curated record. The transcript has 21 exons.
UUUUUAAAGGUCCGUAAACCGGAAGCACACCGCUCCCACUUCCUGUUACCGUCAAUACACGUGUGAAGAGAAAGCGGCAGAAGACCUUUACAGAACCCGUUUAGAACCGGUCCACAGUCCGUCUAGCGUCCGGUGUUCCGGUACCGGAGCGCAGUCCGCCAUGUUGGAGCAGCUGGGUCUGAUCGGGACGAUCCGGGACGAGGAGGAGAGCCCCGAGGAACCCGACACCGAGUCCGACCAGGAGGACGAGCCCAUCGUCCUGAACAGGAAGAAGAAGUUUGGGAGUCGGGGGGCGAGAGACUUUAACACCGACUUUGAGUUUGGAGAGAGAGACGGGCUGAACCAUGACGACGACUGGGUGAUGGCCGACAUCAUGAAACAGCUCAAGAACAAGAGAACUGCGACUACUCUGGACCAGAAAAUAGAGAAAGUCAGGAAGAAGAGGAAAGCUGAGGAGAAAUCAGCUGAGAGCGACGCUGCUGAAGGUUUUGCAGGGACGAACCAGGAGGAUGAACAUGAUGAAGAGGAGGAUGUGAAGCCUCAUGCAGGAGAGGCUGAUGGAGGUGAUGAUGAUGAGGUGGAGGAGGAGGAUGAAGAAGAUGAAGAUGAGUUUGACUCGGGUGAUGAGGAGAUUCUGACCAAAUCAGACACCCUGAGAGACAAAGAACGACGGCGGAGGAAGAGGAAGGCGGGAGAGGAGGCUCCAGAGUCGUUCUAUGAAGAUGCCUCUCAGUACAAUGAUCAGCUGACCUUUGAUGACAUGAACCUGUCCCGACCCAUCCUGAAGGCCAUCACGGCUCUGGGCUUCAAGCAGCCGACUCCCAUCCAGAAGGCCUGUGUUCCUGUCGGCCUGCUGGGCAAAGACCUGUGCGCCUGCGCUGCUACUGGGACAGGGAAGACGGCAGCCUUCAUGUUGCCUGUGUUGGAGCGUUUGGUUUAUAAGCCCAGGGCGUCCCAGGUGACCCGGGUCUUGGUUCUGGUUCCUACCAGGGAGUUGGGGAUCCAGGUUCACUCCGUGGCCCGUCAGCUCGCCCAGUUCACCUCCAUCACCACCUGCCUGGCUGUUGGUGGGUUGGACCUGAAGUCUCAGGAGGUGGCGUUGAGGGCGGGGCCAGACGUUCUGAUAGCUACACCUGGCCGACUGAUCGAUCACCUUCACAACACGCCGAGCUUUGAGCUGACUCACAUCGAGAUCCUGAUCCUGGACGAGGCUGACAGGAUGUUGGACGAGUACUUUGAGGAACAGAUGAAGGAGAUCAUCAGGUUGUGUUCUUACAACAGACAGACCAUGUUGUUCUCCGCCACCAUGACAGAGGAGGUAAAGGACCUGGCGGCAGUCUCGUUGAAGCAACCAAUCAGAAUCUUCGUUAACAGCAACACUGACGUGGCUCCGUUUCUGCGACAAGAGUUCGUCCGAAUCCGACCAAACAGAGAGGGAGACAGAGAGGCCGUGGUGGCCGCUCUGCUGACUCGGACGUUCCAGGAUCACGUGAUGUGUUUCACUCAGACGAGGAAACAGGCUCACAGACUGCACAUCCUGCUGGGACUGAUGGGACUGAACGUUGGAGAACUGCACGGAGAACUGAGCCAGAACCAGAGACUGGAGAACCUCAGGCGUUUUAAAGAUGAACAGAUUGAUAUCUUGGUGGCAACAGAUGUAGCAGCCAGAGGUCUGGACAUCGACGGAGUCAAAACAGUGAUAAACUUCACCAUGCCGUCCACAGUGAAGCACUACGUUCACCGUGUCGGCCGGACGGCGAGAGCCGGUCGCUCGGGACGCUCGGUGUCUCUGGUUGGAGAGUCUGAGAGGAAGAUGCUGAAGGAGGUGGUGAAGUCGGCCAAGAGCAGCGUGAAGGCUCGAGUCCUGCCGCCAGAGGUCAUCCUGAAGUUCAGAGAUCUGAUCUCUAAACUGGAGAAAGACAUCGAAGCUGUGAUGAAGCUGGAGAGAGAGGAGAGAGAGCUGGCUGCGUCUGAGGCCAAGUUGAGUGUGGCUCAGAAGCGUCUCGAUGGCCCCGCCUCCUCCUGUCAAUCACAGAGAGUCUGGUUUCAGACUCAACAGGAGAGGAAACAGAGCCGCAUGUCGAAGGCUCUGCAGGAGUUCGAUCUUGCUCUGAGAGGGAAGAAGAGGAGAGAAAAGUUCCUGAAAGACGGCGGGAAGAAGGAGCUGACGUCUGAGGAGCGCGCUCAGUUCGAGAUCCUGAAGGCUCAGAUGUUCGCUGAGCGGGCGGCCAAGAGAGAGAGACGACCAAAGAGAGCGAGAGCGAUGGUGGAGGACGAGAAGCCGAGUACAGCAGCCAAUCCGAAAGCAGGAAAAGGAGGCAAGAAGUCUGUGUUUGACAAAGAGCUGACCAACACUAGCAGCAAGGCUCUGAAACACUACAGAGCUGGACCGUCCUUCACAGACAGGAAGCGUCUUGGUUUAGACAGGAAGCGUCCUGGCAGCUCCAGGUUCAAGAAGAAAAAGUGAGCCAAGAUGGCCGCCUGGAGCUGCAGUUCUCUCCUCCAAGAAAUUUCCACGUUGUCUUUGUGUAAAUCUUUUUCAGAAGUUUUUAAAUAAAGUUGCAGUCUAAAAA